This is a messenger RNA of Otolemur garnettii (small-eared galago), 3639 nucleotides long. RefSeq names its product integrin subunit alpha 2 (gene ITGA2). NCBI's taxonomy places the organism in Eukaryota, Metazoa, Chordata, Mammalia, Primates, Galagidae. Gene Ontology annotation, cellular component: integrin complex; external side of plasma membrane. The record is from RefSeq and is a predicted model, not a curated record. Gene Ontology annotation, molecular function: integrin binding. The transcript is spliced from 30 exons. The coding region runs from base 1 to 3600 and encodes 1199 amino acids. Gene Ontology annotation, biological process: cell adhesion mediated by integrin; cell-matrix adhesion; integrin-mediated signaling pathway.
AUGCCGCGUAAAGAAGUGGGGCAGCAGCUCCGACCGCAGGCCGGCGGCCCGCCCACCGCCGGACUUUCUUUGCACCAGUGCGAGUAUUUGAGGCAGACUUUAACGCACAGCCUGCAGUGCGCGCUCAUUCUUGUUGGUGUUUACAGAGCUCCAUCUUGGAUCUUUCUCUCCAUUCUAAAGAUCCUCUCUGGGCCCAUCUGCUGCCCAAGCAUUUUACAUUGCUGUUUGGCGUACAAUGUUGGUCUUCCAGAAGCAAAAAUAUUUUCUGGCCCUUCAAGUGAGCAAUUUGGUUACGCGGUACAGCAGUUUAAAAAUCCAGAAGGCAACUGGCUACUGGUUGGCUCACCUUGGAGUGGCUUUCCCAAGAACCGAAUGGGAGACGUGUAUAAAUGUCCUGUUGACCAGUCCACUGCUACGUGUGAAAAACUGAACUUGCAAACUUCCAUAAGCAUUCCGAAUGUUACUGAGAUGAAAACCAACAUGAGCCUUGGCUUGACGCUCACAAGGAACGUGGGAACUGGAGGGUUUCUCACGUGUGGUCCCCUGUGGGCACAGCAGUGUGGAAAUCAGUAUUACACAACCGGUGUGUGUUCAGACAUCAGUCCCAACUUUCAGCUCUUGGCCAGCUUUUCGCCUGCAGUUCAGACCUGCCCCUCCCUCAUAGACGUUGUGGUUGUAUGUGAUGACUCAAACAGUAUUUAUCCCUGGGAAGCAGUAAAGAAUUUUUUGGAAAAAUUUGUACAAGGCCUGGACAUAGGGCCCACAAAGACACAGGUGGGGUUAAUUCAGUAUGCCAAUAAUCCAAGAGUUAUAUUUAACUUGAACACUUUCACAACCAAAGAUGAAAUGGUCGUGGCAACAUCCCGGACAUCCCAGCAUGGUGGGGACCUCACAAACACAUUCAAAGCCAUUCAAUUUGCAAGAGAUUUCGCUUACUCGGCAGCUUCUGGUGGACGACCAAGCGCUACCAAAGUAAUGGUGGUUGUCACAGAUGGUGAAUCACAUGAUGGUUCAAUGUUGAAAGAUGUGAUUGAUCAAUGCAACAAAGACAAUAUACUGAGGUUUGGCAUAGCAGUUCUUGGCUACUUAAACAGAAAUGCCCUUGAUACUAAAAAUUUAAUAAAAGAAAUCAAAGCGAUUGCUAGCAUUCCGACAGAAAGAUACUUUUUCAACGUGUCUGAUGAAGCAGCUCUACUAGAAAAAGCUGGGACCUUAGGAGAACAAAUUUUCAGCAUCGAAGGUACUGUUCAAGGAGGGGACAACUUCCAGAUGGAAAUGUCACAAGUAGGAUUCAGCGCAGAUUAUUCGCCUCAAAAUGAUAUUCUGAUGCUGGGUGCCGUGGGAGCUUUUGGCUGGAGUGGGACAAUUGUCCAGGAGACCUCUCACAGACACCUGAUCUUUCCUAAACAAGCCUUUGACCAAAUUCUGCAAGAUAGAAAUCACAGUUCCUAUUUAGGUUACUCUGUGGCUGCGAUUUCUACUGGACAAAGCACUCACUUUGUUGCCGGUGCUCCUCGGGCAAGUUAUACCGGUCAGAUAGUGCUGUACAGUGUUAACGAGAAAGGCAACGUCACCGUCAUUCAGGCCCACAGAGGUGACCAGAUUGGCUCGUAUUUUGGUAGCGUGCUGUGUUCUGUUGAUGUGGAUAACGACAAAAUUACAGAUGUGCUCUUAGUGGGGGCGCCAAUGUACAUGAAUGACCUCAAGAAAGAAGAAGGGAGAGUCUACCUGUUUACUAUCAUAAAGGGCAUCUUGAGUCAGCACCAAUUUCUUGAAGGCCCGGAGGGCUUUGAAAAUGCUCGAUUUGGUUCAGCGAUUGCAGCUCUUUCAGACAUCAACAUGGAUGGCUUGAACGAUGUGAUCGUUGGUUCACCGUUAGAAAAUCAGAACUCGGGAGCUGUGUAUAUUUACAAUGGUCAUCAGGGCACUGUUCGCACGAAGUAUUCCCAGAAAAUCUUGGGAUCCGAUGGAGCCUUUAAGAGCCAUCUCCAGUACUUUGGGAGAUCCUUGGAUGGCUACAGAGAUUUAAAUGGGGAUUCCAUCACUGAUGUGUCUGUUGGUGCAUUUGGACAAGUGGUUCAACUCUGGUCACAAAGUAUUGCUGAUGUAGCUGUAGAAGCUUCAUUCACACCAGAAAAAAUUACUUUGUUCAACAAGAAUGCUCAGACAGUCCUCAAACUCUGCUUCAGUGCAAAGUUCAGACCUACUAAGGAAAACAGUCAAGUGGCCAUCAUGUGUAACAUCACGCUGGAUGCCGAUGGAUUUUCAUCGAGAGUAACCUCCAGGGGGGUAUUUAAGGAAAAUAAUGAGAGGUUCCUACAGAAGACCAUGGUAGUAAAUCAGGCACAGAGCUGCUCGGAGCACGUCAUUCAGAUACAGGAGCCCUCUGAUGUUGUGAACCCUUUGGAUCUGCGUGUGGAUAUCAGUCUGGAAAACCCCGGCACUAGCCCUGCCCUGGAAGCCUAUUCCGAGACUGCCAAGGUCUUCAGUAUUCCUUUCCAUAAAGACUGUGGUGAGGAUGGACUUUGCGUCUCUGAUCUAAUCCUGAAUGUCCAACAAUUCCCAGCUGCUCAAGAACAGCCCUUUAUUGUCAGCAACCAAAACAAAAGGUUAACCUUCUUAGUGACACUGAAAAACAAGAGGGAAAGUGCAUACAACACCAGGAUUGUGGUUGAGUUUUCAGAAAACUUAUUUUUCUCUUCGUCCUCCCUGCUGGUUGAUGGGACAGAAGUAACGUGCCAGGUUGCCUCCUCUCAGAAGUCUGUUACCUGUGGCGUAGGCUACCCUGCUGUAAAGAGAGGUCAACGGGUGACUUUUACUAUGAACUUUGACUUCAAUCUCCAAAACCUUCAAAAUCAGGCAUCUCUCAGUUUCGAAGCUUUAAGCGAAAGCCAAGAAGAAAACAAGGCAGAUAAUUUGGUCAACCUCAAAAUUCCUCUUUUGUAUGACGCUGAAAUUCACUUGACGAGAUCCACCAACAUAAAUUUUUAUGAAGUCCCCUUGGAUGGGAAGGUUCCUUCCACCGUGCACAGCUUGGAAGACAUUGGUCCAAAAUUCAUCUUCUCCCUUAAGGUGACCACAGGAAAUGUUCCAGUUAGCAUGGCAUCUGUAAUCAUCCACAUCCCUCAAUACACCAAAGAAAAGAAUCCCCUGAUGUACCUGACUGGGGUGCACACAGACCAGGCUGGUGACAUCAGCUGUAAUGCAGAUAUCAAUCCACUGAAAAUAGGACAAACCUCCUCUUCUGUCUCCUUCAAGAGUGAAAAUUUCCGGCACAUAAAGGAAUUGAAUUGUAGAACUGCUUCCUGUAGCAAUGUUACCUGCUGGCUGAAAGACCUUCGUAUGAAAGAAGAAUACUUCAUUAAUGUAUCUACCAGAAUUUGGAACAGAACUUUUGCAUUGAUUCCCUUGAGGAUAACGAAACCCGGUGAGAAAGCAGAGGUACCAACAGGAGUUAUAGUAGGAAGUGUGAUUGCGGGGAUCCUUCUGCUGUUAGCGCUGGUUGUGGUUUUAUGGAAGCUUGGCUUCUUCAAAAGAAAAUAUGAAAAAAUGACCAAAAAUCCGGACGAGACUGACGAGAUCACAGAGCUCAACAGCUGAACCACCGGGCACCCUCGGAGUGGGACUCAGCAGCAUACC